UAUACCUUGAGGGCUAGCUCACACUACUUGCAGUGCAGUUGCUUUUUUUCUGCAUCCAAAACACACAGAAAGUAGGUUAUAUGGUUGUGAAUGUCAUAGUUCACAUCAGUGCUUGCAGUUUCAAUGUGUUCCGGGUGCAGAAAAAAAAAAUAGAACAGGCUGCAUUUUUCCUGCACAGAACUGCACUGGAACGCUCUGGAAUGCACUGGAACGCACCAAAAACGCUCUGAAAUGCAUAUGUCCCUAUUUAAAUUGAAGAAAAAGAGAUGGGGAAAAAAGAAACAAGAAAGCAUCA
Molecule: messenger RNA, 295 nt
Organism: Staurois parvus
Lineage: Eukaryota; Metazoa; Chordata; Amphibia; Anura; Ranidae
Source: the annotation of a GenBank genome assembly